AUAAAUAUAUGAAUCCAUGCAUUUCAAUUUCAAUUGCAAAUGCAAAUCCAAUCCGUUUCUAUAUACGCUUUUGAUAUUUGGGGUUUGGGGUUAGCUUGAAUUUGCUAUUUUCUUUGUUUUUCUUUCUUCAUUUUCUUUUUGAUAAUUUGUCUUGGUAAUGAGAGUGAUAGGAGGCACAAUGUUCGAUGAUCAAGCAGAUGGCAUUCGGAAGUCCAAGUUUGGGAAAACCAUAUAUUCGGAUCCCAACAUGUCGAUGACAUCUCCGGUGAGCGAAGAUGAUUUAUGUCUCCGACAUAGCAGCGCGUCGGCUAAUGGACCUUUGGAACCGAACCGAUCGAGCGGGGAAGGUUCGCCGUUAACGAUGUCGCCGUGGAACCAAACUACUCAUUUCAACAAAUCAUUGUCUAUGCCAUUUGAUAAUGAUAAUGUUCCGGCCAAUAGUCUCAUCAUGUCACUUACACGUGAAGAAGGUCAUAUUUAUUCAUUAGCUGCUUCAGAUGAUUUGCUUUAUACAGGUUCUGAUAGUAAGAACAUACGUGUAUGGAAAAAUCUUAAAGAAUUUACUGGUUUUAAAUCAAAUAGUGGAUUGGUUAAAACCAUUGUUAUAGCAGGUGCAAAGAUUUUUACUGGUCAUCAAGAUGGUAAAAUUCGUGUAUGGAAAGUAUCUGUUAAGAACCCUGGUGUUCAUAAACGAGCUGGUACAUUACCAUCUUUGAAAGAAAUCCUCAAAAGUUCAAUUAAACCAAGUAAUUACAUUGAAGUGAAACGCAAAAGAUCUUUAUGGAUCAAGCAUUCAGAUGCUGUGUCAUGUUUGAGUUUAAAUGAAGAACAUGGUCUUCUUUAUUCAGCUUCAUGGGAUAGAACAUUUAAAGUAUGGAGGAUUGCUGAUUAUAAAUGUCUCGAAUCGGUUAACGCGCACGACGACGCGGUGAAUUCAGUAGUAUCGAGGUCCGGCGGGGAGAUGGUUUUCACCGGUUCGGCGGACGGGACGGUUAAAGUAUGGAAAAGGGAACAACAACGUAAAGGGACAAAACAUAGUUUGAACCAAACAUUGUUACAACAAGAAUGUGCUGUUACAGCAUUAGCAAUUGAUGCACCUGGUUCGGUUUUAUAUUGUGGUUCCAGUGAUGGCCUUGUUAAUUUUUGGGAACUUGAGAAAGGAUUAGCACAUGGUGGUGUACUUAAAGGACAUAAAUUAGCUGUUCUUUGUCUUGAAGCAGCUGGGAAUUUGGUGUUUAGUGGUUCAGCUGAUAAAACUAUAUGUGUUUGGCGUAGGGAUGGUAACAUUCAUACAUGUCUUUCGGUUCUAACCGGACAUACAGGACCGGUUAAGUGUUUGGCAUCGGAAAAAGACCCGAAUUCGACGAAUGAACAACGAUGGAUUUUGUAUAGUGGCAGUUUGGACAAGUCGGUGAAAGUGUGGAGUGUGUCGGAAUAUGCUCAAAUAGGGUCGACCAUGCAACCAAAUACUACCAGCUAUGAAGAAUCACCAGUUUCUGAUGGGAGUUAUUCGUCUGCAAGUAAUAAUGGGAGGUACUGAAAUGCAAAAACUGAUUGGAUUCUUUUGAAAGAACAGGGAUGGGUGUAGCUUUUUAUUAUGUUGUUGUUGUGUUGGGAUGGGAUCAGUUUGAGGGUUUUAAUUUGGGGUAUAUACUAUAUAGUAAAUAAAAGAAUGUUGUGGGGACUUUGAUGAAAUAUGGGUAACCAUGAAAAUUGCAGACAGUUUUUAUGUAUAAAGCUUUCUUUUAAUAAAAUUUGCUUUGUUUUUUUUUUAAGCCA
Molecule: messenger RNA, 1779 nt
Organism: Gossypium raimondii (Peruvian cotton)
Lineage: Eukaryota; Viridiplantae; Streptophyta; Magnoliopsida; Malvales; Malvaceae
Product: protein JINGUBANG
Exons: 1
Coding region: 158-1540 (460 amino acids)
Molecular function (GO): protein binding
Source: RefSeq, a predicted model, not a curated record